Molecule: messenger RNA, 1580 nt
Organism: Apis mellifera (honey bee)
Lineage: Eukaryota; Metazoa; Arthropoda; Insecta; Hymenoptera; Apidae
Exons: 7
Coding region: 201-1166 (321 amino acids)
Source: RefSeq, a predicted model, not a curated record
AAGUUCGUUACAGUUAUCAUGAAUUGAAGAAAACGUCUUACCAUUGUAGUACUCGAUUUUUCAUCGUUGGAUAACUAAUGGAAUACAUCAUUCAUGGAUCUUACUAUAGCGCUUACUUUCGCUGACGUUCGCUGACGUUCGCUGACGUUCCUGCACGUGCAUUGCCCACACAUUUAAAAUAUUGUGCUCACUCUUACAUCAUGAUCAUGAAGAUAAAUGUAAUUCAAGGAGGAAUGAUAGCAAUGAUGGCUAUUCAAAUUGUUUUUUCCGAACAAGAUCAUGUUCCAACAAUUUUGGGAGAGAUUGAAAAUGUUGCCAAUAGUGCCACCAAUCUUUUUACAGGAAUUGUACAACGACAAAAAGAACUGAUACAUCGUAUGACGGAUACAGCUUCUAACUACAUCACAAAUGCUGUAGAAAAGCCGAGGAAUUUUAUUAUCAAUGCAACUAGAAUAACUACUGGUUACAUUGACAGUGCUGCUUCCAAGGGUAUGGAAUUUCCAAUUAGAAGAGUUUUGGAAAAAUUUCGUAACAGGAUGCCUUAUGGAAUACCAGAACUAGGAAUUCCACCUUUGGAUCCAUUUGAAUUAGAUGAAGUCGAUAUUGUAAUUGAAAAUCCGGAAAUAGGAAACGUGUCUAUCACUAUCCAGGAUCUACAGUUACACAAUUUGUCGACCUUCAUAAUCAACAAAGCAAAGCUAUCACUGAUCGGACCAACAAUUGCAGCAAAUAUUACUGUUCCAAGAAUUUAUGUUGAAGGCUUUUAUAAUAUAUCCGGCGAUCUCAGUCAAAAAUUUCAAUUACAUGGUUAUGGCCCUUUUAAAGGAAAUAUACAUGAUUUUCAAUUAUAUAUAAACACUAUUUUGGGUUAUUCUAGAGGAGUGUAUUUAAAGACAUUCGAUCUAGAUUUUACUUUGAAAUUUAUUGAUAUAAAUUUGAAGAAUUUAAUGGAUGAUCAAGAAUUAAAUGACAUCAUGAACAAGGUUGUUCAAGAAUUGACGCCGAAGGUCUUGGAUAUUAUCAAACCGGACAUACUUCCGGAUAUCGAAAAUUAUUUAAGUGCAAAAAUUAAUGAAACUAUUCAUCAUCUCACCAUGAAAGAUAUAAUUAAUGUAUUGAUGGGCUAUAAUGAAAUUCGAGAAUUUACGUAUCUUCCAGUAUCUUAAAAUUGAAGCUUAUUUUUAAAAGUUUAAAAAAUAAUCCUGGUAAUCUAUAAAUGUAGAUAAAAUAAUUUUUUUAAGAGUUAAAAAAACUAAAACUACAUUUAUUAUUUUAUGUUUUUAAUUUGAAAAAAAAAUGAGAUUUAAUUUUUUUGUUUUUAAAUAUUUAAAGAUUUGGUGCAUAUGUAGUAAAAUUGAUUAUUGCUUAUAAUUUUUUUACUUUGUAUAGUUUUGGGAAUGGUAAGUAAUUUUUUAGUUUUGAUAAUUAUAUUGUAAAAAUGAGUAUAAUAAUUUUAAUAAUUUAAUUCUAUUCUAAACAGAAUUUUUCUGUUAGUUUUUUUUUUUUGAAAAUGUAUUGUGAAAAAUAUACGAAUUACUUAUUUAUUCAUGAAAUAAGUAGUAAAUUUUUCGCCUUUUGUA